Messenger RNA from Oryzias latipes (Japanese medaka), 1263 nucleotides. RefSeq names its product proline-rich coiled-coil 1 (gene prrc1). Lineage: Eukaryota; Metazoa; Chordata; Actinopteri; Beloniformes; Adrianichthyidae. The record is from RefSeq and is a predicted model, not a curated record. Gene Ontology annotation, cellular component: cytoplasm. Gene Ontology annotation, molecular function: protein kinase A regulatory subunit binding. Gene Ontology annotation, biological process: activation of protein kinase A activity.
GGCAGACGUGGCACUACGUCAUCAGCCCGCGUCGGAGCUAGCUGUGCAGGAAUAAAGCUGAGAAAAUGAUGCAGGAAAGUGGGAUUGAGACGAGACCUCUGGAGAACCUGAGUGCUGCCGUCAGCGGAGCCUCAGCCUCCGUUCAUUCGUCUUGUCCGCCUCUAGCUUCUUCCAUCAUACCACUUACAUCUGCUGGCGCGGUAGCUCCUCCCAUUGGGAUUCCUGUUUCUAGUUUCUCUAAGAGUACAGGAUAUGACAUCACACGGGGUCAUGCCAGCCAGGUCCCUCGGACACCAGCCGUGCCAGCGUUCUCCUGUCCUGCAACCAUGCCAGGAGUUUUGUCUAAUCCGAUGGUACAGCAGCCCGUCAUGACUGGAGCCAUAGAGGCUGGAUCUUCAAUAACAUUUCCAGAAGACCAAGAGGACCCCAAAGAGUCUGAACACAUCAACAGUACUGGAGGCAUUUGGGGUUUUUUCAAGGGAGUUGCAGGAAACCCUGUAGUGAAAACAGUCCUGAAUAAAACCAAGAACUCUGUGGAAUCUAUGAUCACAACUCUGGACCCUGGCAUGGCUCCAUAUAUCAGGUCUGGUGGGGACAUUGACAUUGUGGUUGCAUCAGACAAGGAGAUCCAUGUUGAAGCUGUCAGAGAUGCCUUCCAGGAGGUGUUUGGAAUGGCAACUGUCAUUGGGGAGGCUGGUCUGUCAAACAUUGCUCCCCAGCCAGUGGGCUAUGCAGCAGGCGUUAAGGGAGCUAAAGAACGCAUCAAGAGCUUGCACCAAGCCAGCAUCAUCCACAAAGAUCAGCCUGUCGUCUCUUUAGAAAACUUUAUAGCAGAACUAUUUCCUGACAACUGGUUUGACAUUGGCUAUUUAAUCUUGGAGGAUCCGUGUCACAACAUCACUAUCGAAGUGUUCACUCAGGCGACUCCUGUGCCAUUGCAUCACAUUCAGCAGGCUCAGUCUCUGACCCCUCCUGACUACAGUCUGCGCUGGUCUGGACUUCUCGUCACGGUGGGUGAGGUUCUGGAGCGCAGUUUACCCAACACCAACAGAACAGACUGGCAUCACGCUGUGACCGGGAUGAGCAAGCGGGAGAUGAUCCAAAGUGCAGCAAAAGCUCUAGCUGGGCUCUACAAACAGCAGCUUCCUCCAAGGACUUCAUGAGCCAUAAUGGUUUUGAUUCUGUCACAAAAAAUGUUCAGACACUUGAGGAGAAACCAGCUAGUAGGAAAGAAACUCUCAUAACUCAGAUUUGAUUCUCCUU